Messenger RNA from Arabidopsis lyrata subsp. lyrata, 538 nucleotides. RefSeq lists its product as uncharacterized. The transcript has a single exon. NCBI's taxonomy places the organism in Eukaryota, Viridiplantae, Streptophyta, Magnoliopsida, Brassicales, Brassicaceae. The coding region runs from base 26 to 427 and encodes 133 amino acids. The record is from RefSeq and is a predicted model, not a curated record.
UAUUAAAUGACAAUUUUUCUUUUAGAUGAGAAAUAAAUUAUACAAACAUCAAACAACAAGCAAAAACAUGCAAAACAUGUUGGCUAUGAGCAUGAUAGCUUUGAUUAUCAUCCUAUCAAUAUUUAUACAAACAAAAGGAAAUGAUCUUGCACCGAUUCCGUCGUCGAUAGCACCAGAACCACAAUCAGAUAACCAAUUCUUUCUUGAUCCAAUAACUUGUAUUCACGAUGUGAAAACGAUUCCAAAGUGUAUGGAUGCUGUGUUGCACUUUCGAUUCAAGCAGGUCACAAAAAAGUGUUGCUAUGCCAUGCUCUCUCUUCCCGAAAGUUGUUUCGGGGUAUUGUUUCCUAUUCCUUAUGUCUACCAUCUUCUUCUUAAGGCUGCUUGCAAAAUUACUUACUCACCAUUAAUUGAUAAGAUUUUCUAAUAUUUUUUCAAUCAAUGUCAAUAACCUGCACUGAUAAUAUUUAUAGAAAUAUCAUUAUAAUUUAUGUACUAAUUUAACAUAUCUUGUGAAAUAAAAACUUUAAUAUCUUAA